Cyprinodon tularosa is the source of this 4367-nucleotide messenger RNA. RefSeq names its product ADAM metallopeptidase with thrombospondin type 1 motif, 2 (gene adamts2). Gene Ontology annotation, cellular component: extracellular matrix. Gene Ontology annotation, molecular function: metalloendopeptidase activity. Bases 82 to 4143 code for a protein of 1353 amino acids. The record is from RefSeq and is a predicted model, not a curated record. Gene Ontology annotation, biological process: extracellular matrix organization; proteolysis. The transcript is spliced from 25 exons. NCBI's taxonomy places the organism in Eukaryota, Metazoa, Chordata, Actinopteri, Cyprinodontiformes, Cyprinodontidae.
UCCACUGCUCUCAGUCAGUCUAGAUCAGUCCGUCUCACAGGACGUCCCUCUGCCCUCUGGUCUGUCUCCAUCUGUCCCAGCAUGGACCACCCUGGUUCUAGGUUCCUGGGCCUCGUGUUCCUGCUGCAGAUCAGCUGUUCUCUCUCUGUUUACAUCAGCAAGCACUCAGGUUCUCUUCAUCAGGUUCUGUCAGAGUUCAGCAUCAUUCGCCCAAUCAGAACUGACUCAGAGGGACGGUUCUGGUCAGCAUCAGUCUCUGCCAACCAACAGCACCGCAGCAAGCGACACGCCCCCUCUAUUAUAGACACACCCCUGGGAGAACAAGACCCCCCGAUCUCGCCUUUAUCAUUCAGCCAUUCACGGAGAGGGAGGAGUCCCAAGGAGGAGGUAGAGCUCUUCUACAAUGUAACGGUGUUUGGUCAGGAUCUCCAGCUGAGGCUGCGUCCAAACUCCCGACUCAUCGCCCCCGAAGCAAGGAUAGAGUGGGAGGAGUCAGGACACCUGCACUCAGAGCAAAUAAGAGAAGACAGCUGCUUUUAUACAGGAACAGUGUCAAACAUCGAGGACACAUCUGUGGCCAUCAGCAGCUGUGAUGGACUGGCUGGGAUGAUCUGGACCAGAGAAGAUGAGUUCUUUAUUGAACCUUUGGAUCAGUGGAGAUCAGGGGAACACGGUGAGGAAGAGGAGGAGGAAGGUGAACAAAGGCACAUCGUUUAUCGCUCCUCAGCCAUCAUCAAGAAACCAUCAGUUUCUAAUAGAACCAAAGAGGACUACAUGAGAGGUCCUCUCUUUGGGUCGAUGAACUUGACCAAAACAGCAGCUUUAUACAGGUCAGCCCGCCAGCGCCGUGACACCACAGACGAAAUGUUUCACAUCGAGGUUCUGUUGGCUGUGGAUUAUUCUCUGGUUCUGUUCCAUGGCCGAGACCACAUUCUGAAGUAUCUCCUGACCCUGAUGAACAUUGUUAAUGAGAUCUACCAGGACCACACCCUGGGGGCCAACAUCAACAUUGUUGUGGCCAGAAUCAUCAUGCUCUCUGCAUCCAAGUCCCAGGAGCUGAUCUCAGUUGGGAACCCUCAGAAGAGCCUGGAGAACGUUUGUGGAUGGUCAUAUCUCCAGCAGAGGGAGCAGAGUCAUGCUGAGCACCAUGACCACACCAUCUAUCUGACCAGGCAGGAGUUUGGCCCCACAGGCAUGCAGGGAUAUGCUCCAGUUACAGGAAUGUGUCAGUUGCAUCGGAGCUGUGUUCUGGUUCUGGAGGAUGGCUUCUCCUCGGCUUUUGUGGCUGCACACGAGACGGGACAUGUGUUGGGUAUGGAGCAUGACGGUGAGAUGAAUGACUGCUUUGAUGAUGUCCCUCUGGGCAGCAUAAUGUCUCCAAGGGUCCAGGCAUCUUUCUACCGUUACCACUGGUCUAGCUGCAGCUGGAGGGAGCUUCAGAGGUUCCUGCACACCUACGACUGUCUACGAGAUGAUCCCUUUAACCAUGAGUGGCCCACCCAGCCUCAGCUACCGGGCUUUCAGUACUCCAUGGACCAACAGUGUCGCUUCGACUUUGGGCCGGGAUUCAGCCUGUGUACUGCAUACAUGACCCCUGACCCCUGCAAACAGCUGUGGUGCAGCGACUACUACAACCCGUUGUUCUGUAAGACCAAAAAGGGUCCGCCUCUGGAUGGGACCAAGUGUGGACCGGGGAAGCACUGCUUCAAGGGUUUCUGCAUCAAGCUGACCCCUAACCUGCUGAAGCAACAUGGAAACUGGGGAAGAUGGAGUCCAUUCGGCAGCUGCUCCCGGACCUGCGGGGGUGGGGUCCGUUUCCGCACCAGACAGUGCGAUAACCCGCCUCCAGCCAACGGAGGGCGCACCUGCUACGGGAACAGCUAUGAGUUCCAGCUGUGCAGCCAAGAGGACUGCCCCCCCCUGACUGACUUCAGGGAGGAUCAGUGUAAAGCCUGGAAUCCGUUUUUGGAACAUGCAGGAAUGAAGCAUCACUGGCUUCCUUAUGAGCAUCCUGACCAGGAUGAGCGCUGUCGUCUCUACUGUCAGUCUAAGGAGACGGGCGCCGUGGUGUCCAUGAACAGAAUGGUGCAUGAUGGGACGCUGUGUUCCUAUAACGACGCCUACAGCAUCUGCGUCCGAGGAGAGUGUGAGCAUGUAGGAUGUGACGGGCAGAUCGCCUCUGAACAACGGGAGGACCAAUGUGGAGUCUGUGGAGGAGAUGACUCCAGCUGCAGGGUUGUGAAAGGGAACUUUACCCGAAGUACCAAGAGACCAGGUUACUUGAAAAUGUUGGAGAUUCCCAAAGGAGCCAGACAUCUUGUGAUCCAGGAGUUCAAAGGGACUCCUCAUGUUCUUGCUGUAAAGAACCUGGAGACGGAUAGUUUCUUCCUCAAUGAUGAACACGAGAUUCCUGAAAGCCGGGUGGUGAUUGAAAAGGGUGUGGUCUGGAAAUACAAUAAGACUGGUGAGCAGGAGACCCUCCAGACCACUGGGCCACUAAAGUAUGGGGUCAUACUAAUGGUACGUUCCCACCUAGACUCCAAGGUGACGGUGUCUUAUAAGUACAUCAUUCAGGAUCAUAUUCGUUCUUCUCUUGAGUCGAACCUGGUUCAAGAAGAAGGUCUUGUCUAUGAAUGGGCUCUGAAGAGGUGGUCCCACUGUUCCAAACCCUGUGGUGGAGGGACCCAAUAUACCAGGUUUGGCUGCAGAAGGAAGGUUGAUGGGAAAAUGGUUGAGAGGAUAUUCUGCUCCCACAUCAACAAACCUCGACCCAUCAGCCGCAAGUGCAAUACUGAAACCUGCAGAUCUCCACGGUGGGUGACUGGAGAAUGGGAAGCCUGCAGCGCCUCCUGUGGUCUGACUGGGUGGCAGCGGCGCUGGGUGAGCUGCCAGCAAGAGUCUAGCAGUGGGAAGCAGCAGAGCUCAGUGAACAGCAAACUGUGUGGUGACAACCGGCCAGAGUCCAAACAGACAUGCAACAGGUUCCCCUGCCCUGCAUCCUGGAGAACUGGACCCUGGACCCCUUGUUCAGUCUCUUGUGGAAACGGGACUCAAGAGCGUCAGGUUGCCUGUUUAAAUCCUGAGGGAUUAACUGGAAACUGCAGUGAUUCUCAGCCAAUAGAAACACGCUUUUGUCAGGCUCCGCCCUGCAGCGGAGAUCAGAAGAGCGCCAUCAUCCUGUGGCUUUCUAGAUCCAACCCAAACUUCCCGGCUCCACAGUUGUCUCCCAGACAGCGUUGCCGUGGUGACCGCUCCAUAUUUUGUCGGAUGGAGGCACUAAGUCGGUACUGUUACAUCCCCGGAUAUAGGCAGAUGUGUUACAAAUCCUGCAGCCAGAUGAACGUUAGCAACUCUGAUGGUUUCAGCAAAUCCAGCAACUUGAGUCCCAGAAACAGCUCAAGGGAGGUGACCGAAAUGAUAUCAGCGACCGAAGCUACCUCACCGGGUAGUGAUGUCACCAGGGAUGUCAUCAGCACACCACCCCCCACAAGCAGAAGCAGUUCCGACAUCGACUACAUGGAGUACAGCGAGUUUCUGACAUAUGACAAUGAAUUGCUGCCCUCUGAGGACUCAUCUAUUCUUCCAACUACAACAGCUGCUGUCCUUACAACCACUGUAACUACAGCUGUUACUACCACUACUACAGCUGAUACUACAGCAACUACUACAGCCAGUACUACAGUUGGGGCUACAAUACCUUCAGUCAAAGCUGCUCCAGCGUAUUCAUUAAACAGGAACACUGACCUACUUCCCUUAAUUACAGCUGAUCCAAACAAAACACAGGAACCAAUCAGAACAUCUGAUCUCCCAGAGUCCUCCACCGCUAAUCAAAACAUUGUCACCACUACACCAUCAGUAGCACCCUCUUCAGCACCAGUCUCAACAAAGGAGAACAACUCCGUGAACGAGGUUCAGUACCAGAUUGUUGGAACGGACAGUACUGCCACCAGAGAGCAGAAGAAUAUCUUUGUUCCACGGUUGCUGACCUUCCAUGAACGGACACAGAACAAACGUAUUCAGCAGCUCCUGAAAGAGAGACAGCUGCAGAACCUCCAAAGAAUGGGGAAUCGGACCAGAGCGAGGCGGACCCCCCUGGCACAGGUGAACAGGACCAGAUUGAGAGGGACGGAGAGAAGAGACUGAACUGGUUUUAAUCUAAGAGUUAGCUUAAUAAACUGUAAGCGAGAAGCAGAACCUGACAAAGAAGCCUUUAUCUUUAUGUCUCCUUAGCUUUAAAGCAAAGUUAAUACAUCAGGGGUAAAGACCAGAACCUGGACUGCAGAAAAGUCUGGGUCUGUUUUGGUUUUAUAUUCAUGUUGUCUGUACCAACUUAUCCUGUUUUGAAAUAAAGCGCAGUGUCAUCCAAC